AUGGGGAAAGGUGGGGAGCAAGGCGAAGAAUGCGGCGGCGGCGGCGGCGAACGGGAGGCGCCGAUUCCUUCCUAUACCUGGGAGGAGAUCCAGAAACACAACCUGCGCACGGACAAGUGGCUGGUGGUCGAGCGAAAGGUGUACAAUAUCAGCCAGUGGGUUAAAAGGCACCCGGGGGGGCUCCGCGUGAUCAGUCACUAUGCCGGCGAAGAUGCCACGGAUGCAUUUCGGGCCUUUCAUCCAGAUAUCACCUUUGUAAAGAAGUUUCUUAAGCCGUUAUUGAUCGGAGAGCUUGCGCCAGGAGAACCCAGCCAGGAUAGAGGAAAAAAUCCUCAGCUAGUAGAAGAUUUCCGUGCUCUGAGAAAGACAGCAGAGGACAUGAAGCUUUUCAAAUCCAAUCCUGUAUUUUUCUCCCUUUAUUUGGCUCACAUCAUUGUGAUGGAAAUUUUGGCUUGGUUAAUGGUAUCAUAUUGUGGGACAAGUUGGAGCAUAACCUUUAUACUUUCUAUCAUCCUCACAGUCUCUCAGGCCCAGGCUGGGUGGUUGCAGCAUGACUUUGGACAUCUCUCUGUGUUUCAGAAGUCUAUAUGGAACCAUAUAGUUCAUAAGUUUGUGAUUGGUCACUUGAAGGGUGCGUCAGCAAAUUGGUGGAAUCACCGGCACUUUCAGCACCAUGCAAAGCCAAACAUCUUUAAGAAAGAUCCAGAUGUGAACAUGCUGCAUCUCUUUGUUUUGGGAGACACCCAACCUGUGGAGUAUGGAAAGAAGAAACUGAAAUACUUCCCUUAUAAUCAUCAACAUGAAUACUUCUUUUUGAUUUUCCCACCUCUCCUUAUUCCAGUCUAUUUCCAAAUGCAAAUCUUCACAACAAUGUUCAAACACAAGUUCUGGGUGGACCUGGCAUGGGCCUUCAGCUACUAUGUACGCUACUUUAUCACCUACAUCCCAUUUUAUGGAUUUCUUGGGUCCCUAGUUCUCCUCACCUUUGUCAGGUUUAUGGAAAGCCAUUGGUUUGUUUGGGUUACUCAAAUGAAUCAUAUUCCAAUGGAAAUUGACCGUGAGAAGCACAGAGACUGGCUCAGCUCCCAGCUGGUAGCUACUUGCAAUAUUGAGCAGUCUUUUUUCAAUGACUGGUUCAGUGGACAUCUGAACUUUCAAAUAGAGCACCACUUGUUUCCCACAAUGCCACGCCACAACUAUCAUAAGAUAGCACCGUUGGUAAAGUCCCUGUGUGCCAAGUAUGAAGUUCCUUAUGAAGAAAAACCUCUUCUGAGAGCAUUUGCAGACAUUGUUGGAUCCCUGAAGAAAUCUGGAGCACUGUGGUUGGAUGCUUACCUCCAUAAAUGA
Messenger RNA from Thamnophis elegans (Western terrestrial garter snake), 1347 nucleotides. RefSeq names its product acyl-CoA 6-desaturase-like. The coding region runs from base 1 to 1347 and encodes 448 amino acids. The transcript has 12 exons. Gene Ontology annotation, molecular function: oxidoreductase activity, acting on paired donors, with oxidation of a pair of donors resulting in the reduction of molecular oxygen to two molecules of water. Gene Ontology annotation, cellular component: membrane. Lineage: Eukaryota; Metazoa; Chordata; Lepidosauria; Squamata; Natricidae. The record is from RefSeq and is a predicted model, not a curated record. Gene Ontology annotation, biological process: lipid metabolic process.